Eupeodes corollae is the source of this 3303-nucleotide messenger RNA. Its product is annotated as zyxin. The record is from RefSeq and is a predicted model, not a curated record. Gene Ontology annotation, cellular component: stress fiber; focal adhesion. Bases 220 to 2388 code for a protein of 722 amino acids. The transcript is spliced from 9 exons. Gene Ontology annotation, biological process: cell-cell adhesion. NCBI's taxonomy places the organism in Eukaryota, Metazoa, Arthropoda, Insecta, Diptera, Syrphidae.
AAAGUUUUAGCUCUCUUGUGGCAUGCGUUCUCUUUUUUUAUGAAGAAAUACACACACAUUUUUUAAGGUAGCAAACAGGAUUGGAUCAAAUAAUUUUGAUUCGAAAGAACAUCUACAUAAAUUUGUAGUUUUUUGGCAACCCCUGCAACACAACACACCUAAUGUGUUCUUUUAACCAAGUUUGUUAUAUGAAAAGUUAAAUAAAUUUAGUAUAAAAUAAUGGAUCCCUUGGAUGAGCAACUAGCUAAGUUAAGACUCAUAAAUAACUACCCGCUAUCGCCAAGGGUAUAUUCUUCAGCUUCACCAAAAGUUUUCAAUGAUUCAUCAGCAGCCAAUCCGCCGCCGAUAAUAGGAAAAGUUCCACUCAAUGAAGUAAGCCCCAAAAAAGUUGGACCUGCAGUACCACCAAAGCCGAACAAAAAAAUUAACUUCCAGUUCCCUGAGGUACCACAGAGUAUGGUUGUUAAACAAACAUGUGAACCUUUGUAUUCUAAACGUUUGCAGAGUGAUGCAACUAUUAAAAAUUCUAUUAAGGUUGAUACCAAAUCAGCAAUUGGAGCCGGACUGCCUAUUCCUCUGCCGCAACGCAAACCGACACAUUUUUCCAACCACCACAUCUACAGCAAUAACAAAGUUACUCUAGACAACCCCGAUAUACUCGACCAACAAUUGGAAGCACUCGAACACCAUAAAAAGCAACUUCAGAAGAAAGGUCUUUUGCAGAAAAACAAAAUACAAGCAAAGUCAUCUUCAGCCUCGUUUUUAAAUGAAAGUCCAAUCGGCAGCAGUUCUGGUGAUUUGUGUUUACUUAAAAACAACAAUGCUGUUCCCUCGAGUUCCAAAUCAUACAUGUAUUCAAAUCUCAAACCCACAACUGGAGCAGUGGGCUGUUUAUCCGAAGUUCGACGCAAGAACAACGAUGGCUUAAAAGUCUACAGUAACAUAAGUCAUACAAAACAGAUCAAUGCAUUUGGUGCUGCACCAGAAGAUAAUUUACCAGCAGGAAAUAAUUUCAUCUACAGUAAUGUCAAUUUUGAAAACAAUGUUGACGACUUACCACCCCCACCACCACCACCCCCUUUAGAAAUGUCUGCAGGCCUCAAUAUUACCGAUCAAUUGCAAUAUAAUAACCAGUGCAAUGUAGCUGAAGAGGACAUUCCACCACCUCCUAGUCCCGUAAGUUCUUCAUAUAGUGAGCUACGUCGUGCCACCGACAUCUAUCCCAAACUGCCUUCCUAUCCAAUGUUAGCAUAUGAAACGAAUGUCAAUGCCAAGGCAAAUUCUGGAAUAAGUACAUUGAGUAAUCAAGCCGCACAACACCCUGAACUCUCGUCAAACGAUCAACAGCAACAACAAACUUAUAUGAAUAUGUCCUAUCAUAAUAAUGACUAUAGUUCUUAUGAGAGCCCAAGCUCACAGCGCAGCUUUGGUCAAUCCUCUUCGGAUUAUUAUGGUUAUGGCAGUUCUUCACAGGGAUCUUCUACAUACGAGUCAAUUUAUGAACCAAUAAAUCCACGUCCACCUAGUCAACUAUCAUCACGCUCUAAUUAUUUGCCAUACACAUCCUAUGUCAAUAGUCCUCAGGUGUCUGAAGUGGAGAGAGCUGGAAGUGUAGAUAUGGCAGAUCGCGAGCGCAAUGUCAGCAUGAAUAAUGUUCCUCAUCUAGAUGGCAGUGGUGACUCCAGCAAUGGUGGAAAAUUGCAAAACCACAAAGAAGCCGAAGUUGAAGCAUUGACUGAUCUCUUAGUUCACUCAAUGGAUCCUGGAAAUGACGUUGACAGUUUUGGUAUUUGUGUUGCAUGCAACGAGCGAGUUAUAGGAGAAAAUUCUGGUUGCACAGCAAUGGACCAGGUCUAUCACAUUACAUGCUUUACAUGUUCACAGUGUCAAAUAAAUUUGCAAGGAAAACCAUUUUACGCACUCGAUGGUAAACCCUACUGCGAAGUUGACUAUUUAAAUACACUGGAAAAAUGUUCCGUUUGCAUGAAGCCCAUUUUGGAGCGUAUUCUUCGUGCAACUGGCAAACCAUAUCAUCCACAGUGUUUUACAUGUGUAGUUUGUGGUAAUAGUCUUGAUGGAAUUCCAUUUACUGUUGAUGCUACUAAUCAAAAUUACUGCAUUGCUGAUUUUCAUAAAAAAUUCGCUCCGCGUUGUUGUGUUUGUAAGCUGCCAAUUAUGCCAGAGCAUGGACAAGAAGAAACAGUUAGAGUGGUGGCUCUAGACAGAAGCUUUCACUUCGAGUGUUAUAAAUGCGAGGAUUGCGGAUUGCUUCUUUCAUCCGAAGCUGAAGGUCGUGGAUGUUAUCCUCUAGAUGAUCAUGUCUUAUGUAAAAGUUGCAAUGCAAAGCGAGUUCAAAUGCUUACUAAUAGAAUGACAACAGAGCUUUAAAGCUGAAUCUAAGAAAAACCUGUUCUGAUUCUUAAUUUAAUGAUCAUGUAAAAUUAGCGCAAAAUUUUAUACGAUUUCAUAGAAUUUUAAAACCAUUUUUAGCAAUUUACUAAACAACAAGAUGAUUUACCUAAUUUUAAACGAUUUCAUCUUCUUACUAGUUUAACUUUUAGCAAUUUUCUAAAGCCAUACGACAUAUGCAUAAUUCUUAGUCUUAUGAGUGCAGUCGAUGGAAUGACCAGCCUACAGAAUUCCAAUUAAUAGGCUUGUUUAUUUUCAUAAUCUGCCACUAUUUAAAAUUUGCUAAAUAUUUAGAAAAUUGCUACUUAGUAAAGUGUUAAGCCCUUAAAAUUUUGCGUAAUUUAUUUUGUGUUCAAAAAUCAUCUGUAAUUGAACAAACCAUGUUAAGAGUUAUAUUCAGAACGAGAAAGAAAGUAUUCCAUUUUAUCAUUAUUCAUAAAUAUAAUAAACAAAGUAUUAAUUCAUUCCUGUUAAAAAAAAAACUGUGAACAAACCUUAAUCCUUCAUAAAUGUUUAUAUUAAUGAAUUAUUUUUAUUUUUGGUUUAAUCCUAUUAGUAGCAUAUUUUGUGAUUUUGUAUUUAAUGCCAUAAUUCGUUAUUGAUUUUUUUAUAUUUUUAAAUAAUUUUCUUCUUCACAUGAAGUUUAUUUUCUUUUUUAAUAAAACUUAAAAUGGUCGGCCUGCUGUCCAACAGUAAACUUAAAAAGUUCACCUGGUUGCUGGCAACUUAAUUUACUAAAAAGAAUGAAUUGCAAUGUUAUAAAAGUUAAAAUGGAUAACUAAGAUAUUUUAACUUUAAUUUUGAAUGCAAUUAAUGAAACAAAAUAAUCUAUUUUUUUAAAUUAUUCCCAACUUGGUUACUUUUUAUUGGACCUAUGACAUUUUAUAAUUUAAA